Messenger RNA from Protopolystoma xenopodis, 201 nucleotides. NCBI's taxonomy places the organism in Eukaryota, Metazoa, Platyhelminthes, Monogenea, Polystomatidea, Polystomatidae. The record is from the annotation of a GenBank genome assembly.
AUGUGCAGGCUGUUGCUUGUCAGUGAGGCGGAUGGUGACUUAAUGGGUUUGGCGUGCCGACAAGCCUCAGGCUGGAUGUUCCAUUGUCCAGCCAGUCUCCGACUGACCUCGUCGCACAGCUUUGGUGGUACCGGAACUACCGCAAGGCUCAACACGAGACGGAAGAUCCUGACAACUCGGCAAGUCCGGCCAGACUCAUAG